AUGGUACUUCUAAGCCUUGUGUUUUUCUGGAUCUUCUACGCAGUGGGAAAGAAAAGCGAACAUCUGGAGUUCAAAAUUCGUAAAACGCCACACACCAUCGGCUUCGAUAACGUUUCUGUAGUCACGAAUUCCGACAAUUGUAAUGAAGUGGCAAGGGUUCUCCUAUCUCAAGGCUUAUCGAUGUUCGCUAUGGCAUUUUCCAUGCAAGUCUGCUUGAUGGCAUAUGAAUUUCACCGAAGCGGCUUGGGCGGCUCCUCAGCCUACGUGCACUUGGAGUACGCCAUUAUUCGACAUUGA
This is a messenger RNA of Haemonchus placei, 297 nucleotides long. The record is from the annotation of a GenBank genome assembly. NCBI's taxonomy places the organism in Eukaryota, Metazoa, Nematoda, Chromadorea, Rhabditida, Trichostrongylidae.